Knipowitschia caucasica is the source of this 1974-nucleotide messenger RNA. The record is from the annotation of a GenBank genome assembly. Lineage: Eukaryota; Metazoa; Chordata; Actinopteri; Gobiiformes; Gobiidae.
AUGCCGACAGUCGGAGUCAAACGGGACCUUCUCUUCACUGCGCUGGGGAAAACAUACACCGAUGAAGAGUUUGACGAGUUGUGCUUUGAGUUCGGUUUGGAGUUGGAUGAAAUUACGUCGGAGAAGGAGAUCAUCAGCAGAGAGCAGGGAGACACUAAAGCCUCCGGGGCAUCUGACGUAAUCCUGUACAAGAUCGAUGUCCCAGCGAACCGCUACGACCUGCUGUGUCUGGAGGGACUGGUGCGGGGGCUGCAGGUCUUCAAGAACAAGUUGGAGGCUCCUCGAUACAGACGCGUUGCUGCAGUGAAAGGACAGACCCAGAAACUCAUCAUCACUAAAGAGACGGCGCUGGUGCGACCUCACGCCGUCGCCGCCGUGUUGCGUGACAUCACCUUCACUCAGGAGCGAUACGACAGCUUCAUCGAACUCCAGGAGAAACUGCACCAGAACAUCUGCAGGAAGAGAAGCCUGGUGGCCAUUGGGACCCACGACCUGGACUCCAUCUCGGGUCCGUUCACCUUCACGGCCAAAACUCCGGAUCAGAUCUGCUUCAGACCUUUGAACCAGAGAAAGGAAUACACAGCCACAGAACUCAUGAGCCUCUAUAAGACCGACAGCCACCUACGACACUAUCUGCACAUCAUCGAAGACAAACCUCUGUAUCCAGUGAUCUACGACAGCAACGGCACCGUGCUCUCCAUGCCCCCCAUCAUCAACGGAGACCACUCAAAAAUCAGCCUCAAAACCAAAAACGUCUUCAUCGAAUGCACAGCCACCGACGUGACCAAGGCCAAGAUCGUUUUGGACAUGAUGGUGACGAUGUUCAGCGAAUACUGCUCCCAGCCUUUCACGGUGGAGGAGGCAGAAGUUGUUUACCCCGAUGGAAAAACUUGCCUUUACCCUGAGCUGAGCUACAGGACGGAGACGGUGUCCAGUGAUUUUAUAAACCGCAAAGGACUGGAGGUGGGACUGGAGGUGGGACUGGAGGUGGGACUGGAGGUGGGACUGGAGGUGGGACAGGAGCCGGGACAGGAGCCGGGACAGGAGCCGGGACAGGAGCCGGGACAGGAGCCGGGACAGGAGCCGGGACAGGCGCAGGGACAGGCGCAGGGACAGGAGCCGGGACAGGAGCCGGGACAGGAGCCGGGACAGGAGCCGGGACAGGCGCAGGGACAGGCGCAGGGACAGGCGCAGGGACAGGCGCAGGGACAGGCGCAGGGACAGGAGCCGGGACAGGCGCAGGGACUGGAGCCGGGACAGGAGCCGGGACAGGAGCCGGGACAGGAGCCGGGACAGGAGCCGGGACAGGAGCCGGGACAGGAGCCGGGACAGGCGCAGGGACAGGCGCAGGGACAGGCGCAGGGACAGGAGCCGGGACAGGAGCCGGGACAGGGCAGGGACAGGCGCAGGGACAGGCGCAGGGACAGGCGCAGGGACAGGCGCAGGGACAGGCGCAGGGACAGGCGCAGGGACAGGCGCAGGGACAGGCGCAGGGACAGGCGCAGGGACAGGAGCCGGGGACAGGCGCAGGGACUGGAGCCGGGACAGGAGCCGGGACAGGAGCCGGGACAGGAGCCGGGACAGGAGCCGGGACAGGAGCCGGGACAGGAGCCGGGACAGGAGCAGGGACAGGAGCCGGGACAGGAGCCGGGACAGGAGCCGGGACAGGAGCCGGGACAGGCGCAGGGACAGGCGCAGGGGCAGGCGCAGGAGCAGGGACAGGCGCAGGGACAGGCGCAGGGACAGGGACAGGCGCAGGGACAGGCGCAGGGACAGGCGCAGGGACAGGAGCAGGGACAGGAGCAGGGACAGGAGCAGGGACAGGAGCAGGGACAGGAGCAGGGACAGGAGCAGGGACAGGAGCAGGGACAGGAGCAGGGACAGGAGCAGGGACAGGAGCAGGAGCAGGGACAGGAGCAGGGACAGGAGCAGGGACAGGAGCAGGGACAGGAGCAGGGACAGGAGCAGGACUAA